This is a messenger RNA of Rhipicephalus sanguineus (brown dog tick), 1380 nucleotides long. RefSeq names its product chromosome partition protein Smc-like. The coding region runs from base 1 to 1380 and encodes 459 amino acids. The transcript is spliced from 4 exons. The record is from RefSeq and is a predicted model, not a curated record. NCBI's taxonomy places the organism in Eukaryota, Metazoa, Arthropoda, Arachnida, Ixodida, Ixodidae.
AUGUCCCGGGAUGACGACAAUGUUGCGGCCAUGAAGAAAAGGAAGAAGGCGAGAAAUAAGAGGAGGAACAGGAAGCACAGGGACACGAGACUAACACCAGACGAAUCGGCGUCCGGCACCGAGGUGGUCCGCGCGCGUGGCCUUGAGAGGGACAAGGUUGCCCUUGAAGCUGAGGUAGAUCGUCUCGAGCAGGACACAUCGCAGCCUGCUACCCGCAUCAGCCAGCUGGAACGUGAGUUGGCAAACUUGACUGAUGCACAUGAUUGUCUCAAGCACGAGCACGGCGUCUACAAAGCCAAGGCAACCACCCUGAUUACUGAAAAGGACCGCCACAUUUCUGACCUGAAGGUCAAGGUCCGUAAUCUGGAGAAACAGCUCGAACAGCAGCUGGAUGAGUCGCGGCAACAAUUCUUCGAGGCCCAGACAUCCUGGAGUGACAAACUCCACAUCCUUGAAGCUCAGAUCUUCAACAUGAACCGAAAGAUGGCCGAGGACUCGCUGGACCACGAAGAGCUCCAGCGGCAACGUGCAUUCCAGGACUCCCAGCUGGACGAGCUACGGAUGCAAGCAGCUGUUUUCCAUGCGCAGCUUGCCCAGGCCCAACAGGACCGCGACCGAGAGGAGGAAAAGUGCAAGAAGAACCAGGAGCAGAUCCAGGGGCUCGAGGAGGGGAAGAAGACUUUGUUGGCAAAGGUCUCCGAGCUCGAGAAGCAGCUCAAUCUGGCGUUGCACUCUGAGACAAUGCUCAAGCACGGUCUGAAGAGGAAUGAGGCUGAGCUAGAGACUACGCAGCAAGAGCUUGCAAAGCAGAACCAGGUGCUGGCCUCGGCUGAGAUCGGGAACAAGCGGCUGAUGGAGGAGCUUGAGGCAAGACAGCAGCAAGCGGAUAAACAAUCCAGGCUGGAAGAGGUGACGCAACGGCAGGAAUCCCUGGAGAGUGUGGCAGGACAGGUGGACCCAUUCGAGGCGGAACCUGCCGCCCACGUGAGCAACCGCACCAGCGUGUCUGACCUGCAGCGCAACAUCUGCGAGGGACACGUGAGCGCCGGAGGCAUAUGCAGUCGGAUCUUCGUUGGGGACGUCACGCUUGCGUGGCUGCCGAGGUCACCUGCGUUCAAUGACUCCUACCUAGAGGAGUGGCCGCCACCCGCACAUGAAUGGUGUGGUGGGCAACAACGGCAACAACGGCAACGACAUACGACAACGGCUUAUGACUCGAUAGAACCGGUGCUGCACCAGGAUCAUCGGCAUUCUGUCGUGCUCUCGACCGUGGUCAUCCUGACGACCGUGGUCGUCAACCUGAGCGAGUCCGGUACGCCUCCGUCUUCGGGCGGCGGGAGUUGCCUUCACUGCAGCGAGUGCUUCGAAUGGCCUGUGUGA